AUGUACGAAGACCUACGUCUGCACCCAGCAGUCGGCAUGUCGCUCCCACGAGUCGUCCCCGCCGGCGGCAUCACAAUCGCAGAGAAGAAUCGUAGUCGGUGUCAACCAUGGGUAGUUCACCGCAGCGAGGAAGUCUACGGCGAGGAUGUCGAUGCUUUCAGACCGGAGCGGUGGAUGAAGGAGGACAACGGCGAUAUGCAUCGUUUCUUCUUCACAUUCGGAGGUGGUGCGAUGAUGUAUUUGGGGAGGAAUAUCAGUUGGAUGGAGAUGUCGAAGCCGAUACCGACUUUGACCUUGCAUUUUGAUAAGGAGCUGGCGGAGCCGGAGAAGCAAUGGAGGCUGAAGUGUUGGUGGUUUGUCAUGCAGCAGGGCGUGAACGUGAAGCUGAAGCCGAGGCGGAGGGAAGUAUGA
Fulvia fulva is the source of this 411-nucleotide messenger RNA. RefSeq names its product Cytochrome P450 monooxygenase cicH. The coding region runs from base 1 to 411 and encodes 136 amino acids. The transcript is spliced from 2 exons. Gene Ontology annotation, molecular function: iron ion binding; oxidoreductase activity, acting on paired donors, with incorporation or reduction of molecular oxygen; monooxygenase activity. Lineage: Eukaryota; Fungi; Ascomycota; Dothideomycetes; Mycosphaerellales; Mycosphaerellaceae. The record is from RefSeq and is a predicted model, not a curated record.